This is a messenger RNA of Nematocida parisii ERTm1, 720 nucleotides long. RefSeq lists its product as uncharacterized. Lineage: Eukaryota; Fungi; Microsporidia. Bases 1 to 720 code for a protein of 239 amino acids. The transcript has a single exon. The record is from RefSeq and is a predicted model, not a curated record.
AUGUUUUACCCUGAGACUGACAUCUUGGUCAUGUGGCGACUUUUCAACAAGAUUUCGCUCUCCAUCUCUGUUGUAAAUAUUCUGUACUUAAUUGAUAGAGAAUGGGAUGUGCUUAACUAUAUUGAAUAUUUAUCUGUUUUGGCUGUAGUUUUUGUUUUUGUUUUAGAGCGAACCUCUAUUUAUCGGCAUCACUCAAAUAGAAUGCUUUGCAUAUAUCUUAUGCAUAUUCUGUUUAUCUCUCCGCUUUUCCAUCAUAUAUUCUACAAAAUGCAGAGUAUGAUCUAUUUCGGGCUUAUUAUGAGCGCGUGCUCCUUUCUACUUUCAUUUCAUUCCUUUAUUAGCAGAUUCACUAGUACUUUUUCUGCCCUUGCUCUUUCUUCUGAAAUAGGCCGCAUAGAGUGUGCAAGUGGAUUCACAAUUAUUUUUAUGCUGCUACAGCAUGGAAUACGCAAGAUACAUCUUGCAGAUAGACAUGUAUACAUACUUCGAGCGGUUUCUCUUUCUAUGAAUAUUCUUCUAGGCAAUACAUCAGUGUUCCUUUCGCCCUGCAAGAUAUCGCUCUGGGAAUUGUUCUGUACAAUAAUUGCGCCGGGAGUGGUGAUUGUUCUGUACCAAGACAAGUGCAAAGUGCUUGCGCAAAGGAACAACAGACGUACCCCUCGAAAAAGAAAGCCACUGUUCCUUCAAGAUGAGAAGUAUAGCAGCAUGAAUGAAACAUAA